Molecule: messenger RNA, 4221 nt
Organism: Melanotaenia boesemani (Boeseman's rainbowfish)
Lineage: Eukaryota; Metazoa; Chordata; Actinopteri; Atheriniformes; Melanotaeniidae
Gene: tesk2
Product: testis associated actin remodelling kinase 2
Biological process (GO): actin cytoskeleton organization; protein phosphorylation
Cellular component (GO): cytoplasm; nucleus
Molecular function (GO): protein serine/threonine kinase activity; ATP binding
Source: RefSeq, a predicted model, not a curated record
GACGACGGAGCUGUCAAACACUAACAAUCGUUUGAAAUAUCAUCACGGGCGGUACAGAAAAGAAACACCGCACUUUGUUUAUUCGUGGACACAACGAAAAGAGAAGAUGUUAUUUUCUAUUUAAGAAUUCAUCCAGUAGCGAUUUGGACUUUAUAGCUGUCUCAGUGACAAACUUGUUGUUUGUGCGUGUUUGUAGUAUCUCUGGCUAAUGCGUGUUAGCUCUUCGCUUCGCUCGAGUUUUGUUGACAAACUAGCCGUCAGCUAGUCACUUAGCUAGCUGCGCUGUUUUGGCGUUAGCUGUGGAUUUCUGGAGAUGCCUCUCGGUAGAGACAGAGCCCAGCUUGGACUGUUCUUGUUAAGUCCUCAGUGAAAUUAAAGCAGGUCUCCAAGGUCUCAUCUUACCUCUGUCAGGCAUGUGAAGCUCUUAUCAUUCUGGGCUCCUCAGUAAUAUGCAGUGAGGAACUGGAAUAGCAAGAAACCACUCGGAUAUAUCCAGGGUUUAUCAGCAGGGAUGCCCUAAAUAAUAUUCAAAACUAAAGUCUAUGUGUGUGAUACAUUUUCUCCCAGGAGACAAACUUAAUACAUACUGUUUUGCCGUGAAACUCACGGCAUUGUUAAAACAGUCUAGUCCUCUUGUCAUGUGGGUACGUCACAGAAAAAGGCCCAUACUACCCUCACUGGUAUCACCUUUUUUCACAUCACCAUGGACCGGAAUAAACGCAACUCUAUUGCUGGGUUCCCUACACGGCCUCAACGUUUCAGUGAGGACAAAGAUGGUAGUGGAGGGUUAGGAAACUGUGAGAUGGGUCCACCUACGCAGAUUGGUAGGGUGUAUCCAUCCUCCUACAAAGCCCUCAUCAGUGCCUUCUCAUGUCUCACACGCCUUGAUGAUUUUACCUGUGAGUGGAUUGGCUCUGGUUUCUUCUCUGAUGUCUUCAAGGUACGUCAUCGAGCUUCAGACCAGGUUAUGGCUUUGAAGAUGAACAAACUCAGCAGCAACAGAGCUAACAUGUUGAGAGAGGUCCAGCUAAUGAACAGGCUUUGCCAUCCGAACAUACUGAGGUUUAAGGGAGUGUGUGUCCAUGAGGGGCAACUUCAUGCUUUGACAGAGUACAUUAAUGGUGGAAACUUGGAGCAGCUUUUAGAUGUGACAAACACUGAGUGGCCCGCCAGAGUAAAAUUAGCCUGUGAUAUCGCCAGCGGCGUGGCCUACUUGCACUCCAAAGGCAUAUUCCACCGGGACCUCACCUCCAAGAACUGCUUGAUCAAAUGUGAAGACAACGGCUACACAGCAGUGGUGGGAGACUUCGGCCUGGCAGAAAAGAUCCCCACCAAUCUUGCUGAAGGAGACAAGCUUUCAGUGGUGGGUUCUCCUUUCUGGAUGGCCCCAGAGGUCCUGAGAGAUGAACCCUACAACGAGAAGGCUGACGUCUUCUCCUACGGAAUAAUCCUGUGUGAAAUCAUUGCAAGGAUCCAGGCUGACCCUGACUUCCUUCCACGCACAGAGAACUUCGGCCUGGACUAUCAUACCUUCCAGCACAUGGUUGGAGACUGUCCGCCUGACUUCCUCCAGCUAGCCUUCAACUGCUGCAAUAUGGAUCCUAAACUCCGUCCAUCCUUCCCAGACAUUGUCAGGCACCUGGAGGAGAUUUUUGCACACUUAAAGUUGAAGCAAUGGAGAACGAUGUGUGUUUCGCUCAGCGGGGACAACGACAAGAAACCAUACCCAAAGGGGGAGAAGAUCCCGGGCUUCAAGAGGCUGAACCCUGGUUUUCAAAAUGAUAAAAUCCCUCCCAAAUCCCCACGGCCCAGACGAAACAUCUGGCUCAGCCGCAGCCAAUCGGACAUCUUCUCCUGCAAGCCAGGAAGAAAAAUCAAUGUGCAGGACCCUUAUUACAACCCCCCCAUCCACCAGAGAUCCCCCAAAGUUCGCAAGAUCAACCCUUUUACCGCUCGGGAGGACCUGUGCGGGGGAAAGAUUAAGUUUUAUGAUGUACCCAGCAAGUCUGUCUUCUCCCUGGUGUUUGACCUCCACUCGCCUCCAGGAAGUGUGUUCAGUAACCAGCCGUCUGCUCAUCAGCCUGUUGGACCCCAGCAGGAGGCGUCUUAUUACUGGCAGCAGCUGCCAUGAAGGCAGUGCCACUCUGUACCAGUGUCCCCACAACUGCCCCGCUCGGAGAUCUUCCACCUCGCCGGCAGCUGUUGGCUCAAUAAUAAUGGUUCUGUUACCUGUAACUCCAGUCAGCUGUCAACGACUCUCCCAGCUGCUAACUCCAGGUCAGACAUGGGUCUGAUGUCCAGUGAUGUUCGACAGAAGGCCGUGCUGAGCGGCUGGGCGAAGAAGUACGUCGUGGUUGAGAUCCCACCUUACUGCAGGCAGAGGGGAGGGGUCGACGACAGAGAGGUAGGAGGGAGAAAGGAGAAAAACAAGGAGGAUACGAGCGCAGAGAGAUGGUCUCCGAUGCUCGCCAGCAAUGAGACAGAUGGUGGCGAGGCGAUGGACUGCUCCAGCAGCAGAGGGGAAGAGGGGGAAGGAGAAAGUGGGACGAUGUAAAGCUCACAGAGGUGGUGGAUGAAAGGAUGUGGUUGUUUUUUACUUGAGAGGAGGAUUCGGAGAAAGAUGUGGAGGCAGGGAAGACUAAAAAGCUACAACAUAAAAAUAAAAAGCACUUGAUUUAUUUUAUUUUUUACUUACAAGCGAAUGUAUCACAUUUUGAAUAAACCACUUUAGAUAAACAACUAUUUUUCAAAGCUGUCACCCCAGUGUGAGUUUCCAAUUAGCACAAAAAGCUUUGAUCCACACACUCUGCAUAAAGUUUAUUUUUCUGAAAAGGAUGUUCAUAUUUAAUAUUGUGAGGUGUAGAUUUUCUUUCUUUAAAGUCGUCCUGUUCUUGUUGGUGACGGGGGAUAUUGAAGAUCCCUUGUGCUGUGUGUGAAUUUAAACAUUUUUGACAUUUUGUGUUCAUUCAUAGAUAAAUGCUCAUAUGUAAUCAAAAUACAAAUCCCACAUCUUUCUGAUGUAACUGCACCGAUAUUCCUAUGAAAUAUGUAAUAACUGUACCUGAAACAACACUUUAUAAAGCCAAGCCAAGAUGUACUGGUUAAAUAUCUUUCAUUUAGUUUAAAAUUUAUCUUGUUUAGUGGCAUCUGUCCAGUUGUUUGGGCUCUUUGGGUGCGUUUGGUUCACCAGUAAAAACAGGGAGGUCAAACUAAGGCCAAAUGGAGUUCUCACUUCAAGCUGCUUCUUAAAAGCAAACUGAGAAAUUUAAUGUCUCAGAAUGAAAAGUAUCCACAUCCACAACGCUGACAAAAUAACCAACACUCCAGUUUACUGUCUCAUAUUAGCAAAUGAUAAACUUCAAAUUUCUAGAUUAACAAACCAUUAGUGUUGAUACAAAGAAAAAGGUGUAAACUAAACUGUUUUAUGAACAAAACAUAAACUGAUGAUGAAACUUCCCACAGACGGUUUCCUCAGACGUGUAAAUAUGCUGGUGCUAACAUGAUUCCAGGGUUUUCUGGUCUGAUUUUGGCGUGUUAUGCAUUUAAUGUAUCAAAAUAAGCGAUUAGCACCAUUUGAUUUAAUUAAAGCUUAAAAAAGGUUCUAAAAUUUAAAGUGAAAAUAAAAAUACUCGGAGAUUGAGCUCCUGGAAUCCUUAUUACACAUGAGAACAUGCUUUAGAUCAUUUAUUUUAAUCAGAGGGAAGCAGCACAACCUGGCGGUUCAACACUGUGCUCUGUAAGAAAUAUUGUCACAAAUACUCAGUGUUUAAGUAAUCCAGUUCUUUUAGGACAUGUAUAAAUUUAUGGCAUGUUUUCGUUAAGAAAUGCUUCCACAUUUGAUUCCUGUGACAUUGUAAUUUUUGUGGUUCUAAGUAUUAAGUUUAUCAGAAUAGUUUUCACUGUAUAAACAUUUUUAUGAGUGAGUGGUGUUUGCCUCAGCUCCUACACUUCUUUUAUGCAGCUUCUGCAGAUCUCAGUCAGAUCAUGCCAGUAGGAACUCAAAUGCACUUGUACAGUGAUAUAUAUGGAGCUCUUAUCACUACUUUUCUAUGCAACUUUUUUCUCAUGCUUUGACAGGAUAAAGGAUCUAAUUUGAUAUUUAUGAAAAACAUUUAAUGUCUUACCCUUUGUGUAUAUUUAUGUAAAAAGUUUGUGUUACCUGCCUUGUUGAAUACAGACGGUCUUUUUUCUGAUCAAAUAACAAAGAUUUAAUUUCUUUUC